CUUCAAAGAUCACAAGUGCCUAUGCCAUUUCGAGUCACCGGCUCGACUGAGGAAUGUCCAUCCCCCGCGCGCUCAGAUCAUGUACUGGAUGGGCCCGUUUUAUUUUUAACCCGGCGGCGGGGUGGGUCACUCUCUCUCCCUCUGCUGGGAAUGACCGUGGAGCCAGUGGAGCCGACCGUCCCGUUCCCAUGUCCCCCCGCGCAGGACCGUGCCACCUUGCUCCGUGAAGACCCAGAGGAACCCCGUACUGCCGCUGCUUCUAUGGGAUUAUAAUUAGGACUUUGGCGCAGGGACAAGACUCUAAACGCGCUGGGACAAGAGGACAUUCAAAAACUUUCAGCUCAUCAGCUUUCUCCAACCUGCCUCAUCCCCCCCGCUCCUCCACUCCACUCAUCGCUUCACUCUUUAACCCUCUGAGGACAGCAGCCUCUGUCCCCCGGUCCCUCUGUCCAAAAUGGCUGCCGUGUUGACCUCCACCACUGGCACCUCCACCACAGACUUCGACAGUGUGGAGAUUACGCAGCAGUACAGCCAGAUCAACUCUCGCUUUGAGCUUGCAGACGAGGAGCUGGACAAUGACAACAGCUCCGCUCGGCUUUUCGAACGCUCGCGAAUCAAGGCCCUGGCAGAUGAGCGUGAGGCAGUGCAGAAGAAGACGUUCACUAAAUGGGUCAACUCCAUCCUGUCCCGGGUCGGCUGUCGUAUCUCUGACCUGUAUCUGGACCUGCGGGACGGGCGCAUGCUCAUCAAACUGCUGGAGGUGUUAUCCGGAGAGAGGCUGCCCAAACCGACCAAAGGGCGAAUGCGUAUCCACUGUCUGGAGAAUGUGGACAAAGCUCUGCAGUUCCUCAAAGAGCAGAGGGUCCAUCUGGAGAACAUGGGGUCACAUGACAUCGUCGACGGCAACCACCGCCUCAUCCUCGGCCUCAUCUGGACCAUCAUCCUCCGCUUCCAGAUCCAGGACAUUAUUGUGGAAACAGGCCAAGCCGACCAAAAGGAGACUCGCUCGGCUAAAGACGCUCUGCUGCUCUGGUGUCAGAUGAAGACCGCGGGAUAUCCAAAUGUGAACAUAACAAACUUCACCACCAGUUGGAAAGAUGGCAUGGCCUUCAACGCUCUCAUACACAAACACCGGCCCGAUCUUGUGGAUUAUAACGCUCUGAGAAGGUCCAACCCGACGCACAACCUUCAAAAUGCCUUCAACGUGGCCGAGCAGAAACUUGGAGUGACAAAACUUUUAGACCCAGAAGAUGUGUUCACAGAAAACCCAGACGAGAAAUCCAUCAUCACUUAUGUUGUGGCUUUUUACCACUAUUUCUCUAAAAUGAAGCAGCUCGCUGUCGAAGGGAAGAGAGUGGGGAAGGUCCUGGACCAGGCCAUAGAGACGGAGAAGAUGAUUGACAAAUAUGAGACUCUGGCCUCAGAUCUGCUCAAGUGGAUUGAACAGACCAUAAUAAUCCUCAACAACCGAAAACUGGCCAACUCCCUGACCGGCGUCCAGCAGCAGCUACAGGCGUUCAACACCUACCGCACUGUCGAGAAACCUCCAAAGUUCCAGGAGAAGGGAAACCUGGAGGUGCUGCUGUUUACGAUUCAGAGCCGAAUGAGAGCCAACAACCAGAGGGUCUACACACCUAAAGAGGGGGCCCUGGUCUCUGAUAUUAACAGGGCCUGGGAGCGUCUGGAGCGGGCCGAGCACGAGCGCGAGAGGGUCCUGAGAGACGAGCUGAUCCGACAGGAGAAACUGGAGCAGAUGGCACGCAGGUUUGACAGGAAGGCCGCCAUGAGAGAGACCUGGCUCCUGGAGAACCAAAGACUAGUGGCUCAGGAUAAUUUUGGUUACGACCUGCCAGCGGUGGAGGCGGCGAAGAAAAAACACGACGCCAUCGAGACGGACAUCGCGGCGUACGAGGAGCGCGUUCAAGCCUUGGUGAACAUCUCAAAGGAGCUGGAGGCGGAGCGUUACCAUGACGCCAAACGCAUCGACGUGAGGAAAGACAACAUCCUGAGACUGUGGGACUACCUGCAGGAGCUGCUCAAGGCCAGAAGGGGGCGUUUGGACAAGAAUCUCACUUUACAAAGGAUCUUCCAAGAAAUGCUCUACAUCAUCAACUGGAUGGAUGAGAUGAAGGCCCGCCUGCUGUCUCCAGACUUUGGGAAGCACUUGUUGGAAGUGGAGGACCUGCUCCAGAAACACGCUCUGCUGGAGAAUGACAUCGCGCUGCAGGCGGAGAGGGUCCAGGGCGCCAGUGCAGCUGCGCUCAAGUUUGCUAACGGAGAUACCUAUAAGCCGUGCGACCCUCAGGUGAUCCGGGACAGGGUGCAGCACUUGGACCUGUGCUACCAAGAGCUAUGUGCUUUAGCGGCUCAGAGGAGAGCGCGUUUGGAGCAGUCCCGUGAAUUCUGGACCUUUCUUUGGGAAGUGGCCGAACUGGAGAGCUGGAUUCGCGAGAAAGAGCAGAUUUUCUCAUCCCUGGAUUACGGAAAAGACCUUACAAGCGUCCAAAUUCUUCAAAGCAAGCACAGCGCGUUUGAGGACGAACUUGGGGCCAGAAGAAACCAUCUACAGCAAGUUUUAGCUGAAGGAGAUAAAAUGGUCCAAGCUAAACAUUUUGGAGCACCUCAAGUUCAAGAAUCCAUGAAUGACAUCAAGAGGCAGUGGGACCAGUUGGAAGAGCUAGCCGCGUUUCGCAAACAAAAUCUGCAAGAUACGCAAAGAUUUUUCCAGUUUCAAGGCGAUGCGGAUGAUCUCAAAGCCUGGCUGUUGGACACUAAGAGGCAGAUGACCAGUGAAGACGUUGGAAAUGACGAAUAUACCACACAGCGCCUACUGAAAAAGCACAAUGAUUUGAGAAAUGAAACUAUCAAGAAUGGGGCUACCAUAGAAGCGCUGUCCAAACAAGCUAACGCGCUACCAGAAGAGCUGCAGAACACGCCGGAUAUUCAGAGGAGGCUUAAGGAUAUUAAAGAUUUGUACAUGGAGCUCCUGGCGCUUGCUGAUCUCAGGCAGAAGAAGCUGGAUGAUACGAUGGCACUGUACACAAUCUUCAGUGAGACCGAUGCUUGUGAGCUCUGGAUGGGCCAGAAGGAGACGUGGUUGGUCGGGCUGGAUGUGCCGGAAAAAUUGGAAGAUCUGGAAGUCAUACAAAACAGGCUGAGCAUCCUGACUCAAGACAUGGCCAACGUUCAGUCCCGGGUGGAUGACGUGAACAAAGCAGUGAAACAGCUGGAGGAGAGCAGACACCCUCGCACCAAAGAGGUCAAAGACUGUCAGGCACGGCUCAACAAGAGAUGGGAUGCGUUCAAAGCCAUGGUGGAGGAGAAGAAACGAAAGAUCGACUCUGCUCUGAGUUACCACAACUACGGCCUGGAAUGCGACGAGACCGAGGCCUGGAUCAAGGACAAAACCCGGGUCAUCGAAUCCACUCAGGAGCUGGGCAACGAUCUCGAAGCCGUCAUGACCAUCCAGAGAAAACUCUACGGUAUCGAGCGAGAUCUAGCCGCGAUUGACGCCAAGCUGAUCUUUUUGAGGAAAGAGGCGGACCAGUUGGCGCAGGACCACCCCGAUAACGCUGCAGACAUUUUAGCUCGUAGGAGAGAGCUCGACAACGCCUGGGAUACGCUCAAAAAGACUCUGAAAGAUAGAGAAGAUUCGUUGGGCGAAGUCAGCAAGCUCCAAAGUUUCCUGCAAGAAAUGGACGAUUUCCAGUCUUGGCUUUUCAAAACUCAAAAGGCAGUGGCGUCCGAAGAAAUGCCAGCGACGUUGCCGGAAGCGGAGGAGGAGUUAAGUCUCCACGACGCCGUCCGUGAAGAUAUAAACAACCACGAGGAGGACUACCACAGGGUGAGGGAUACGGGGGUGCAGGUGACCGCGGGGCAAGAGGACGAUCCGCAGUACCAGCAGUUGGAGCAGAGGCUGAAGGGGCUGGACAGAGGCUGGGUGGAGCUGCAGAAGAUGUGGGACAGUCGCAAGAACUUCCUGGACCAGGCUUUCGGAUUCCAGCAGUUUGUGAGGGAUGCCAAAGCAGUGGAGGCCAUACUCAAUAAUCAGGAGUACACGUUGGCGCACAUAGACAAGCCGGACACCUUGGCGGGGGCAGAGAAGGCGCUGAAGAAACAUGAGGAUUUCGUGAGCACCAUGGAAGCCAACGAGGAUAAGAUUGACGGAGCGCUGCAGUCUGGACAGAGGCUGGUGGACGCCAACAACCUGUACGCUAACAAAGUCCAGGAGAAGAUGGACUCUAUUCGCGACAGGCGGGACAAGAACAAGCGCAGGGCCCAGGAAGUCUCAGGAAAACUCAAAGAUAACCGCGACCUGCAGCACUUCCUCCAAAACACUCAGGACCUGACUGUGUGGAUCAAUGAGAAGAUGCUGACGGCCCAGGACACGUCGUACGAUGAGGCCCGGAACCUUCACUCCAAAUGGCUUAAGCACCAGGCCUUCAUGGCCGAACUCGCCUCCAACAAGGACUGGCUCAACAAAGUGGAUCAGGAGGGGCACGAGCUGAUGGACUCCAAACCAGAAUUUGAGCCCAUCGUAAGAGAGCGACUGGCGAAACUUCACGAGCUGUGGGACAAACUGGAGUCCACGGCGGAGGAGAAGGCCCGGCUUCUGUUCGACGCAAACCGCUCUGAGCUGUUUGACCAGAGUUUAACCGAUAUCAAGAAGUGGCUGAAAGAACUGCAGCUACAGCUCAAGAGCGGAGCCGAGGAGGACGUGAGGGACCUGACCAAGGCCAACAUCCUGCUCAAGAAACAUCAGCUGACAGAGAACCAGGUGCGUGACCGCGGCCGCGAGCUGGACGAGCUGCAGGAAGCGGUGAGGAAACACGGGGGCAGAGAGGACCAGCCCGCUCUGGAGGCGGAGCAACAGAGUCUGAGGGCGGAGUUUCAGCAGCUCCUCACCCCUAUGGCCGAACGCAAAGGCAAACUGGAGGCUGUGAAAGCCGUGCAUCAGUUCUACAGGGACCUGGCAGAUGAGCUGCUGUGGAUUGAGGAGAGGAUGCCUCUGGCCAUGUCACAGGAGCACGGACACAACCUGCAGACUGUGCAAAUGCUGCUGAAAAAGAACCAGACGCUGCAGAAGGAGAUCGAGGGUCACCAGCCCCGUGUGGACGAGGUGUUGGAGCGGGGCAGGAGGAUGGAGGCGGCGGUUCGGGCGGAGGGCAGACCGGAGGCGGACAAGAUCCAGGAGCAGCUGAAUGACCUGGAGACGUCCUGGGACACUCUGCAGGACGAGAUGGACAAACGCAGGGAGAGGCUCAACGGCUCCAACCGCGCUCAGCAGUACUACAACGACGCAGACGAAGCGGAGGCCUGGAUCGGAGAGAAGGAGCUGUACAUGAUCGCAGACGAGAAGGCCAAGGAUGAACAAAGCGCUAUGCUGAUGCUGAAGAGACACAUUAUUCUGAAACAAGAUGUAGACGACUACGAAGACGCCAUCCAAAAACUGGCGGACCGUGCGCAGAAGAUGUUUGCUGAAGAACAUCCAGAUGGCGAGGCCAUAAUCAGACGCCAGAGCCAGGUGGAUAAGCAGUACGCCGGGCUGAAGGAGCUGGCCGAGGACCGCAAGAAGAAGCUGGACCACACCUACCAGCACUUCCUGUUGAGCCGAGAGGUGCAGGACCUGGAGCAGUGGAUCGCAGAGCGGGACGUGAUUGCGUCGUCUCAGGAGAUGGGGCAGGACUUGGACCAUGUCACGCUCCUCAGGGAUAAGUUCCGUGAAUUCGCCCAUGAGACCGGGAUGGAGGGUCAGGGCCGCGUGGAUUUUGUGAAUCAAACCAUCGACGAGCUGAUCGAGGGGGGCCACAGCGAGGCCGCCGCCAUGGCCGAGUGGAAGGACGGCAUCAACGAGAGCUGGGCCGACCUCCUGGAGCUCAUCGACACGCGCAAACAACUGCUCACCGCCUCCUACGAUCUGCUUAAAUAUUUCGACGAUGGCAAAGAGUUGGUGUCCCAGAUCUACGAGAAGCAGACUGAGCUGCCUGAAGACGUGGGCGAUGAUUUCAGUAAGGCCGAGUCGUUCCACCGGGUGCACGGUGCCUUUGAGAGAGACAUCACCGCUCUGGGCAAACAGGUGCAGCAGUACCAGGACACUGCAGCCCGCCUCUACGCGCAGUACGCCGGGGAACAGGCUGUAGCGAUCCAGGCCUCAGAGCAGGACGUGCUCCAGGCCUGGAAGAGUCUGCUGGAGGCCAGUGACGGGCGGCGGGCUCAGCUCGUCGACACGGCCGAUAAGUUUAGGUUUUACACGAUGGUCCGAGACCUCAUGGCCUGGAUGGAGAGUAUCAUCCAACAGAUCGAGACGCAGGAGAAACCGAGGGACGUCUCCUCCGUGGAGCUGCUGCAGAAGUACCACCAGGGGAUUCGCUCGGAGAUAGAGGCGCGUGGAGCCAAACUCACCGACUGUACAGACCUGGGCACGGCUCUGUUGGCACGAAAACACCGCGACUCUGCAGAGAUCAAAGAGAAGUUGGUGCAGCUGAUGGAGAAGAGGAAGGAGAUGAUGUUCAAAUGGGACGACAGAUGGGACUGGCUCCGACUGCUGCUGGAGGUGUGUCAGUUUGCCCGGGACGCCUCUGUAGCCGAGGCUUGGCUGAUCGCACAGGAGCCGUACGUGUCCAGUCGGGACUUGGGACGCUCUGUGGACGAAGUGGAGAAACUCAUCAAGAGACACGAGGCCUUUGAGAAGUCCACGGCCACAUGGGAGGAGCGAUUCUCUGCUCUGGAGCGGCUCACCACGUUGGAGUUGUUGAGCCUGAGGAGGGAGCAGGAGGAGAUGGAGCAGUUCAUUAAAGAGGAGCUUCAGUCGGACCGAGAAAGCAGGAAAGAGGACACUGGUUUCGUGGAGGACUCGUCUCAGCUGUUCACUGUGGAGGAGCAGACUCUGUCUGGCUCCGCAGCAGUGGCCCCCAGCACCGUUCAGCUGGAGGGCCCAGCGGGGGACACUACAGUUCCCAUUGAGUCUGAGAUGAAGGAGAGUGGUUCUCUGGAGCUGGAUCCCUCUGUCUCUGUGUCCAGUCUGAAAGAGCCAGAGCGGGCGUCGACUCUCCCCCCCGAGUCCCUGAAGAGCCAGGCCGUCCUGCAGGAGGGGCCGCUGGGACGCAAACACGACGUGGAGGGGUCGGGCAAGAAGGCGUCCAACCGGUCUUGGAACAACCUGUACUGCGUGUUACGGCCAGGGCAGCUCAGUGCGUAUAAAGACGCCAAGAGCUACGGGCAGGGACUCACGUAUCACGGCGAGGAGCCCCUGUCGCUCACCGGCGCCAUCUGGGAAAUCCUGAGUAACUACAAGAAGAAGAAGCAUGUGGCCAAGCUCCGUCUGACAGACGGCAGUGAAUAUCUGUUCCAGUGCAAAGACGAGGAGGAGCUGCAGCGCUGGAGCCAGGCCAUGGACCGGGCCCUGGAGAGCUCCACGGAGGCCCCCGCAGAGGAGGGGCCCUCAGGGGCCAAGAGCCAGACCUUGCCCCCGGUCUCCACCUCCACCCCGGAGCCCGGCUCUGCCAAGAAGGACAAGGAGAAGAUGUUCAGCCGCUUUGCCAAGAAGAAGUGAGGAGGGAGGAGGUUUACCCCGGCAACCCCAAAACUAGAAAGUACUUUUGUGUACGAGCCACCAGAGAAAGCUUUUAAAUGAGAUUUGUUUUUAUUUUUCAAUAUAAUUAUUGUAGUUUAGGUUCAUGCCACUAUUUGCUUGUAUUUAAGCAGCAUUUCAUUGUAAAGAUCCACGUUUUUGUUCUUUUGCCAUAGUCAGAUGAUAAAUUAAAGCACAGAACGCUCUUUUCACUCAACCAAAGAUUGUCCUAUUGUUACUUUUGCUGCAGUUUUUGCUUCAGUUUGGGACGUUAGGCCAUAGACGUGUACUACAGUGAGCUGCGUACAUGAGGGUGACCUGAGUACUCACAGUACUUGUAUAAUCUGCCUUAUAAAUGGUUGUGAACUGUAAUACUGUGCUGGAUCUGGAGAGUAGAACCCGACUGAAGCUUUGUAAAUGAGACGAGCGCUGUACAGUGUGAACUACAGGGACAGUAUAAUCUAUGCACCGUCAGAUGAUGAGCGAGUCUGACUGGACAAAGUGUUUUUAUUCACUUGAAAUAUACUCCGCACUCAUGUAUUGAACUCAGAGUUUCAUAUUUAUUCUUCAUGUAUGCAGCAUAUCUACCGACGCAUGUGUACAAUGUCUGUUUUAUGUAUGUUUUGGUUUGACAUGGUGCUAUUCUGACAUUUUCAAAUCAAGACCAAGUACAAUUAGUUCAACUUUGACAUAAAGUGACACAUAAACUAUUUGACGAUUUUAGUAUGAAUCAAAGUCGAGGAAAUGUCCGUAUUUCUUUUGUAUUUCCCUAAAAAAGACGGAACAAAUGGGAGCGAGAUGAAACCAGAAAACCACAUUCACUUUUCUAUGAAUGUAAAGUAGAAAGAAACAUUUGGUCUGUGCUAUAUUACAGAAAUACAUACAUACAUGUUUAUUACUACUUAACGGGCGCAAACUCCCAGCUGCCUUCUUGCCUCAGAUACAGUUUUGAACUUCAAAACUAUUUCAUUUCUUAUCUAAAACUAGCAUUGACGUGAAUUAGUAAUAUUAACCGUUUUACUUCAAUGUGAAAGGAAUUAAAGCCAAGUUUAGUGAAGCCAUAGAACAUUUUCACACAGCCCGUUAUAAUGGUUUGUAAUGUCACUUAUAUCCAGUCACUAUAUUUACAGAAUGCAACUUACAGACACUUGAUUCUCAUAGUUUAUCCUCCACUGCACCACACCUGCCUUUUCUGUUCAGUGGUUUUUAAUCUGCAUUUUGUACUCUCGACUAGCUGUGUAAAAUAGCCACAAAUGUUGACAGGUUUAAGUACCUUUUGAGAGAAUAAAGUUUAAAAUAAAUUAUAGAA
Molecule: messenger RNA, 8879 nt
Organism: Periophthalmus magnuspinnatus
Lineage: Eukaryota; Metazoa; Chordata; Actinopteri; Gobiiformes; Gobiidae
Gene: sptb
Product: spectrin, beta, erythrocytic
Exons: 37
Coding region: 455-7552 (2365 amino acids)
Biological process (GO): actin cytoskeleton organization
Cellular component (GO): spectrin; cell junction; cortical actin cytoskeleton
Molecular function (GO): phospholipid binding; actin filament binding; structural constituent of cytoskeleton
Source: RefSeq, a predicted model, not a curated record